GUGUCUGAUACUUCAGAGUGAAAAAAAGAUAACCACAGAAUCCAAGAACUCUUUUUUCACAUCCUGCUUUCUCUGAGGAUUACCCCUUGGAAUCCGAGCUGCAGAAUGAAUUCUUCUUCCUUGCUACCUGGAAUUUUGGGAAUUUCUCUCCUCUGGCCUUGUUUUAUGCCAACAGCGGACUCCAACGUGGAGAAUGUUAAGAAACCAAGACAGACUCUUGUGAGGGAGAAACGUGGAUGGACAUGGCAACAAUUUGAUGUGCCUGAAGAAUUAAAUACCAGCCGUUAUCACAUUGGUCAGUUACAAACUGAUUUAGAGGAUGGAAACGACUCAUUCAAGUACGAGCUUUUGGGAGAAGGAGCUAAUAACACCUUUAUCAUUGAUGGCAAGACAGGUGACAUAUAUGCCAUAAAGAGGCUUGAUAGAGAAGAACGCGCCCUCUACACGCUAAGAGCGCAGGUAAUCGACACCACUACUGGAAAGGCAGUGGAGCCCGAGUCUGAGUUUGUCAUCAGAGUUACGGAUAUCAAUGACAAUGAACCAAAAUUCCUAGAUGAACCCUAUGAGGCCAUUGUACCAGAGAUGUCUCCGGAAGGAAUGUUUGUUAUCCAGGUAACAGCCAGUGAUGCAGACGACCCUUCCAGUGGCAGUAAUGCUCGUCUCCUGUACAGUUUGCUGCAAGGCCAACCAUAUUUCUCCAUUGAACCAACAACAGGAGUCAUAAGAAUAUCUUCUGAAAUGGAUAGAGAACUCCAAGAUAAGUAUUGGGUCCUCGUUCAAGUCAAGGACCUGAUCGGUGAGCCUGGGGCACUAUCUGCAACAACAAGUGUCUUAAUUAAGCUUUCUGAUGUGAAUGACAACAAACCUGUAUUUAAAGAAAGUUUCUACCGCCUGACUGUCUCCGAAUCUGCACCCAUUGGCACGUGCGUAGGGAAAAUCGUGGCAUAUGAUUACGACAUAGGAGAGAACACAGACAUGGAUUACACUCUUGAAGAAGAUAGUUCCCAGACAUUUGACAUCAUCACCAACGAUGAGACCCAAGAGGGGAUAGUUCGGCUAAAGAAGAAAGUGGAUUUUGAGGUUCAGAACAACUAUCGCAUUAUAGCGAAAGUCACAAACCGCCAGGUGCCUGAGGAGAUGGCGAUCUAUCACGAGGAUCCUUCCGUCACCAUCAUCAAAGUGAUCGUGGAGGAUGAGGAUGAACCUCCUGUCUUUCUCCUCCCCUACUACAGUUUUGAAAUCUCUGAAGGAAGCCCUUUCGGAUCCGUUGUGGGCGUGGUCUCUGCCAUUGAUCCAGAUCAGAGGAAUUCUCCAAUGGGGUACUCUAUGACCAAAACCAGGAUGUUCACUGUUGAUGACAAUGGCACAGUCAUCACGACACAUCCUCUCGAUCGGGAGCUUAAUGCUUGGUAUAACUUUAGCAUUUCAGCCAUUGAAAAAUACAAUAUAGAACAGAUUUCUACAGUUCUUAUGUAUGUGCAAGUUCUGAACGUCAAUGAUCACGUACCUGAGUUCCCUGGAUACUAUGAGACAUUUGUUUGUGAAAAUGCAGAAGCUGGUCAGGUAAUUCGGACCAUCAGUGCUGUGGACAGAGAUGAAUCGGAAGAAGUUGAGCAUUUCUACUUUAAUCUCUCCGUAGACAGCACAAAGAACUCGAGUUUCAUAGUCAUCGACAACCAAGAUAACACGGCUGUAAUUUUGACUAACAGAACCGGUUUCAGCCUUCGAGAAGACACUGUCUUCUACUUGCCCAUCUUAAUUGCUGACAACGGCGUCCCACCGCUGACGGGGACAAACACCCUGACCGUAUAUGUCUGUGACUGUGAUGACAGUGGCAGCACAGAGGCCUGCAGCAACGCGGGAUUCAUGCUCUCCCUGGCACUCAGGACACAGGUGGCAAUAGCCGUCCUGGUAUGCCUGAUGAUAAUAUUUGGCUUUGUCCUCUUCAUCUUAUUUCUCAAACAACGCGGGAAACAGACUCUGUGCCCGGAGAGAGCUGAGGAUUUCAGAGAGAACAUAUUCCGGUACGACGACGAGGGCGGUGGGGAGGAGGACACCGACGCCUUUGACAUCCUGGAGCUGAGAAGCAGGGCCGUCCUGCGCCAGCCCAGGGGUCGGAAAAGCGCGGGCGAGGAGAUCCGGAGCCGGUACCGGGAGUCCCUGCAGCUGGGCCCCGACCCCGCCGAGUUCCGCCAGUUCAUCCGGGAGAAGCUCCACGAGGCCAACACGGACCCCUGGGCGCCGCCCUUCGACUCCCUGCAGACCUACGCCUUCGAGGGCACCGGCUCCCCGGCGGGCUCCCUGAGCUCCCUGGACUCCGCAGUCUCCGAUCAGGAGGAGAAUUUUGAUUACCUGAACGAGCUGGGACCUCGCUUCCGGAGGCUGGCGAGCCUGUUCGGGUCCACCGUGCAGGCCCACUACUACUGAUGCCGUCAGUAGUAGUGCAGAGUGGAAGAUGCUCGGCUGGUGCAGAGGGAAGAUGCUCUGCUGGUGCAGAGGGGAGAUGCUGGAGCCUUGGCCGCGGGCGCCCUCCUGCUGCAGUCCCUUCUGGGCUCUCCCAGCAGCACCAGCAUCCCGGAGGGUGGACUUCCAGCUUUCCCGUUUGCUUCCGAGAUGCCGAGCGCCGAUUCUUAGAAGCCAAUCCCUGUAACUCUAGCAUAUGUCUCAACCGUUCCCCUAGGGUAGAUGCUUACAUGUGUUUAUAUAUGUGUAUAUAUAAAAUAUAUAUCAAUGUACAUAUAGAUUGAUACCAUACAUGCAAUUUCUCACUUCUAAUGUUUCUAAACAGAAGGACUGAAUGUGAUCCUUAUAUUAUUUCAUUUUCCAGAUCUUUUUUUUAAUCUUAAAACGUAGGAGUUUGAAGUAUGAUAUAUAUGAAGUACCAAUACUCUACGUAGAUAAAGAGAAGAAGCUGGGUGAUUACAAGAAGCUUAAAAAAAAUAAAUAACCCAACUAUUCUGGCCAGAGUGAUAGUAUCAACCCGCAGAGUGUUUGCUUUGCGUGGAUGUAUCCCUAGCAUUCCAUGUAAUCCCAUGAGCAUCACCAGAGUAAUUCCUGAGUACAGAGUCAGGAGUAAUCCUGAGCAUCGUCUGGUGUGUCCCCAAACAGCAAAAAACAAAUAAAUGAACAAACAGAAACCAAACUAUGCCAUUUCUAUAAAUAGUCAAGUUUUUGAGAUUCUGCAAUUUACCUUAGUUUGAUCACAUAAAAUUAUUGUCGAGACCAUCCCUUGAAAUCAUUUCAUAUUUAGACAGAUACUAGGCGUGUGUAAAUUAAUCCAAGGAAGUAUAAAUGUAUUGUUUUUAUUCACAGUUUUAGAAAAUGGGACAUAAAAUAAGUUUAGAAGUUUUCAUAAAUUAUUUUUAUAUGUAACCCAAAUAUAUUUUAUCAUGUCACAAUAUAAUGACAAAAUCAUGUCAACAUUUACUCAUUAAACUUUUAUGGAAAUGGUGGAAGCAUACAACAUUUUAAGUGGAUUUACAUUACUCUUGAAAGCCUUGCCAAUAAAUGUGGGGGAUGCUGGAUUCAAACUUGAAUUCAUAUUAAUUCUGAAUAUUAUGAAGAGAUACACAGUUAAGAGGCCAAGUGUAAAAAAGAUCAAAUUCACAGAUUUUUGAAUUUUUUAAAACAGGGUUUAGAAUGAAACUAUUUCCUGAGUGUCCCUUUUUUUUUUCUUAAGGGAUAUAAAAUCAGGUGCAGUCCUUACUGUGAUUAAAAUACUAUGGAGGAAAUAUGCUAAGCUACUGGACAAAAAGCUUUAUUGUAAUGUGAGGUAAUAAAAUAAUAAAACACUUUUCAUCAUAAUUGUAAUUUAAGAAUGAUCAUGAUUAUUGUCUCCAAAGCAAAGUGAAAUUAAAUAUUUAUAGUGUGGCUGACAAAGCCCAGUCGUAAGACACUUGCCGUGCAUGUCUGGGGCUUGUGGUUUAAUCUCCAGCACCAUUAACACAAUUUCCCAAAUUUAUAGUUUGAACAAAAGGAACAUAGGUAAUACAAGAGUCUCAAAUUACUAAAUAUAUGUAUACAUAUACAAUAUUUAAAAAUCAUAGCUAGUGAAAUGAGCUGAGCUAAACUGAUCAUAUCUAUUAAACCAAGUCUUGAAUAAUUUCCAGCUGCAGUAAUUGAAUGGUUAUGGUAUUAUUUUCAUUGUACUUAUGAUGUAAACAUUUGAUCCCAUGGGCUAGAAGAACAUUGUUUCCAUCAUUGUCAAGCAGGUACCGUGAUGAUGGUGACACAGACACCAUCACUUUAUAAGGGACUGGGAAAAUCUGUCUUGAAACACAAGGAUUUGGAAAGUUACUCUGAGUAAACGAGAGGAAAUAAGCCAGGGUAAAUAUUUAUGCGCACUUAUUAUAAGUACUUAGGGAAGAAUAAAAGUACAUAAUACAUUUAAUUGUAGAAUAAAAACUUUAAGUGCUAAAGAAAUAUGUGGGCUGAAGUGACAUUUGUUUUAUUGUAUUUACAUAAAAUUUGAAACUUGAAAAAAUCUUGUGAAUUAGUCCAUGAUGUAUCAUUCCUAGUGUAAGAAAAAUUGUUCUGUGUUAUUGUGGGUAAAGAACUGGAAAGUUUGAUAAACAACUGAGGAAAUAAUUAUUGAAAAAUGGAGAAAAGGAACUACAACCUUUUGGGGAUCUUAAUCAAUUCUGCUGAAUAAGAAAGCAUUACUAAAAAACUUUGGGGCUGAGAGAUGAAACAGCUGGGAGAGUAUUUGUCCUACUGAGCUGAUCUGGGUUCAAUCCCUGGCAUCCCAUAUGGCCCCUGAGUACAGUCAGGAAUAGUUCCUGAGUGCAGAGCCAGGAGUAACCCUUGAGCAAUGAGGAGUGUAGCCACCCCAAAACAAAACAAAAACAAAAUAAAAUAAAACUCUCAAAUGUGGAUACCUAUCCUCUUAAAAGAACAUUAUUGCAAUGUAUCUACAUUAACAGGUUUAAAGUUUGUAUCCUAUGGCUUUAAGCAAAAGCAUUAUAAUGUAUUCUGGUUUAGUUAGUGAGUGAUAUGAUAGUAAAACAGUGUAUGUGGGAAAGACUAGCAUACAUAGUAGCUUAAUCUUUUAAGCAAUAUCAGAAAAUACUCUCAAAGCUAACAGAAAAGCUGCAAUUUCCUAGAAAUGAUAUUUGCUGUUAUUUCAAUUACAGUUUUAGUGUUUUGCUAGUCGAAGAGAUAUCACAAGAACACAGCUGUAUUCUAACCUACAACGUGACAUUGAGAUCUCAUUUUUGUAAAUUUUAAUAAAGGCUAAACCAAUGCAAGUAUUUAUGAAAAUAGCACAGUUUCACAUUAAUACCUGUGGUGCUUAAAUAUCACCCUGCACUAACUCAGAUUUACGUGUAAGUCUUAAAUAACCGGUGGUUGAGAUGAGGAAAUAUUUAAAGUCUUUUAUAGGAUACAGAAAAUGUUCAUAAUAAUAGUUUGUCACUCAGAUGAAGGUCUUGCACCUCACAGAUCAGAGUGAAUUAGUCCACUUGUACUGAAAUAACUGUAAACUUAGUCAAAUUGCUAAAGUUUACUGAUCUGAGUUUGCAAUCUUGUAAAGUGAGGUCCAGUCGCCCUAGUUCUUGCCAUAGCUGUGAAGAACAUGUGAAACAGACAGCAUCAAGCACCCCCUGAACCCCAACACAUCAUCCUUUCGUUGGAGUGGCUGGAACUGAAGAGCUUCCGUUCCCAGACCUGAGUGAGCAUAUGGUCCUUGAUACAUCCAAGAUGCAGCAACUUCUGAACCCCAGUGCAUGCGGUCAAACAAGAAAUUUGUUUCAGUCCUCGAUCUCACUUGCACCCCUCUGAACUCCUCUAAUCUGGUAGUCUGGGCUAGAAGUAAUCUUCAUUUGUGCGUUGCUAUUUUUCAUUCCCUUUUUUCACUCAUGCCUGUAAUCAUUUGUGAUUUUCUUGGAAAGACCAGCCUGGUCACUAGCCCUGCUAAGAUCAUGGUUCUGUCUUGUUUAUUAUGGAGUCACUCAGGUACCUUACAUCAUAGAUAACUGAUUAUAAGUGACUCAUCAUUGUCUCUAUUCUUUAUUAUAAUAUAAUAUGGAAAUUGUAUCCUCUGACUUUUAUUGUCUGAAAUAGUUUCUCGCACGGAGGAAACGGCCAGUAUUUCUCAAACAAAUGUGAGGAUGAAUCCCUUACAUCUUUUCCUUAAUAUGCAUUGAAGCUAUGUUAACUCUUAAUUUUAAUAAGGAAUUAUGGCAUUUUUGAAAAUGUACGAGUAUUGGAUGGUUCUUGGGUACAUAUUUUUUCAAAAUCUUUGCAGAAUUUAUAUGAAACUGGUAUUUCAUUUAUUUUGAUUUCUACUAUUCCAUCAAAAUGGAUACGUGGGGAGUUUCUGUAGAAAAUUCUUAUAUGAAUGAGCUCCCAUGACAUGGGAUGGCAGCAACAAUUCUUGCAUCACAUUUUGGUGUCCGACUUGGAAAAGAGAUUCACUGUCCUCUUGGAGGGCUGCUUCGAACCUGCAGGUUGCUUCAUGUUUUCAUGUGAUAUAAUCAGGGAAUUUGGUUAGAAAUACGUGGAAGCCUGGGAGACCUCAAAAAGACAGAUGGACAAAGGAAGCCUGUGACCUUGUACAUAUCCAAUUAUGUGUCUCUAUCCAUCAUCUAGCUCUGCCUCUCUCUAUUCAUCUAUCCAUUCUCUAUCUAGAGGAACUGGGAUAUGUUGGAGAAAGACUAGCAAAUCACCAAGUCGACUCUUGGUGGGGUCAGUUGUAAUCUGCCGCUGCCUUUUCCCCUCAAGAGAGCUCUGAGGAUGAGAGAUUGAUUUGUCUGAGAGAGAGACAGACAGAGACAGAGAUAGAGAGACAGAGACAGACAGAGAGAGGGAUGCACUGGAGCAAAAUGGCUUUCUAGCCUCUGGCAAGGCAAAGCAUUGCCCUAGGUUAAGGGACUGCAGCUGCAAAAUCCUGCACAGAACGCUGGAACUGUGAAGGAAUUUUAUCAGCCUUCCAAAGAGUAGGUCACUCAUGUUAAGGAACAAGAACCCCAAGUAAGUGUUAAACUGCCUCUAAAUAGCUUAUCCAUGUUGGAUAGAGUUCCAACAGCUAAACCCUGGCAUCACAGAAGACGCUGGCUGUGAAAUGACGCUCAUCUCUCGUCUACCCAGACACCACAUCCAGAAGAGCACAGGGCAGAGGAAGAGAGAAGCCCUUGGCCUCCUCCAUAAGGUUGGCGUCUCUGGCAAAUAUCUUUUUAAUGGUUGACAGUGACCAGGUUUUGUCACUUUGGUCAGAAAGAUCAAUGCAAAUGUAAAAUGGCCAAAAAUAAAGUUUCUAACAGUUUCUUCAAGUUACAAAUUAAGCAAUAAACUGGAUACACCAGUGUAUCAAAUUAAUUUUACAGUUCCUGAGGUUCAAGUUAUUUAAAUAGAAUAUCUUUAUGUAAACCAUUUACAAAAUACAGACUGAAAAUUGAUAGUGUUCUGGCAUUUUUUAAAAUAUAUUGAAAUAGUUAUACUGGUUUCAUGUUCUUCUUUCAUUUUAUAUUAAUUUAAUAUUUAAGAUGUGUUAUGCUCCAUUUUUUUGCAGGGUUAAGUGAUUUAUCUCAGUUAAAUAAGACCAGACAGGCAAAGUAUCAUACAUCUAGUCUUACAUGGAAAUACAACAUUAUAGUGUUGUGUUUUGAAAAAAGAAUGAAGAUGAUGAUGGAAUUCAAGUGGUCACCUCACCUGCAUGUAAGAGAAUAAGUACAUUUUCAAUCAUUUCCCAGAUGUGACCAUUUUUUCAUAUAAACUUAGGAAAAUUAUUUUUUAAAUGAUGGUAGCUUCAUAGAUACAAUGAAAUUAUAGAUAAUAUAAAAUUAUUAAACUCUAGAAAUUCACUGAAAUAUGUGUGUAAAGAAUGAACAGUUCAAAACGGUUAAACAAGAUAUUCUAACUGCUAUUAUUAUUAACAUCAGGGGUAACAUUAUAGCACUGUCGUCCAGUUGUUCAUCGAUUUGCUCUAGCGGACACCAGUAACGUCUCCAUUGUGAGACUUGUUGUUACUGUUUUUGGCAUAUCGAAUACACCACAGUGAGCUUGCCAGGCUCUGCCUUGCGGGCAGGAUACUCUCAGUAGCUUGUGGGCUAUCCAAAAUGGAUGGAGGAAUCGAACCCGGGCCAGCAGGCAAUAAACUUAUAUUAUUAAUUUAUCAGUGGUGCUUUUAAAUUGUAUUUCUUACUCAUGUGGACAAGAAGAAACUAAAUUGAUUUAGGACAACAGUUAGCUUGCUAUUCUAAGUGUCCACUUUGACCCCCAGCAGGAAGGAUGUAAUAAUUUUAAUAACUCAAUAAUAAUAUUGAAUUAUACAAAAGCAAAAGAUGAUUUCUCAAGUAUACAUCAACUAUGAGAUAUCUUUGAUGAAAUACAGUCACUUGUGAUCUUUAGUUUGAGGAAAAAUGAUAUUAAACAAUAAUCCUAUUUUGUGUCAAUGUUUUCUGGGCAUAGAUAUUUUCUGGAGGAAGACUUGGGCUAUACCUGGCAGUGCUUAGAACAUACUUCUUGAGGCUCUGCAUUCAGGGAUAAGACUUUGUGGGGCCCUGGGGCCCAUAUGCACUCCAGGGAUUGAAUCCUAGUUGGUGAUGUGCAAAGCAAACAUCCUACAUACUGUACUACUAUCUUGUC
Messenger RNA from Sorex araneus (European shrew), 8583 nucleotides. It is a transcript of the gene CDH19, whose product is annotated as cadherin 19. Bases 106 to 2427 code for a protein of 773 amino acids. Gene Ontology annotation, cellular component: plasma membrane; catenin complex; adherens junction. Gene Ontology annotation, molecular function: calcium ion binding; cadherin binding. The transcript is spliced from 11 exons. The record is from RefSeq and is a predicted model, not a curated record. Gene Ontology annotation, biological process: cell morphogenesis; multicellular organism development; homophilic cell-cell adhesion. NCBI's taxonomy places the organism in Eukaryota, Metazoa, Chordata, Mammalia, Eulipotyphla, Soricidae.